Molecule: messenger RNA, 3357 nt
Organism: Anneissia japonica
Lineage: Eukaryota; Metazoa; Echinodermata; Crinoidea; Comatulida; Comatulidae
Product: homeobox protein unc-4 homolog
Exons: 3
Coding region: 547-1755 (402 amino acids)
Biological process (GO): regulation of DNA-templated transcription
Molecular function (GO): DNA-binding transcription factor activity, RNA polymerase II-specific; sequence-specific double-stranded DNA binding
Source: RefSeq, a predicted model, not a curated record
GUCGGCGUUCACACGUCUACUUCGUACUAAACAGGUCUCGGCGUACGAUUUUUUCAUCUUUUUCUGCUUCGCCGUAAUUCAACUGGAAACUCAUUCAGCAAAUGAAAUCAAGCUAAACCAAACACGGCUAAUAAACUAAUCUGAUUGGUCGCCUGACUGCCUAUGUCUCCUCCCCUUUGACCUGUAACGAGCCAUCACCGAAUGACUUGGUAGCUAAGCGAGUACGAUAAUUGGGUAUCAAACAGGAGUGUUGGAUGUUAUUAUAUUUAAUGUAAAUUGCUAAAAGCAAUAUUCGAUAACUCUUUUAUCUUUUGUAACCACAUCUCGCGUUUGUAGCGGAGUGUCCUGUCAGUGUGUGCGCUUCUAUCUCUGGGUUUACCAAAAAGCUGCUUGAAAAAAAAAUACAACAAACGGAUAACAAUUCACUUGCUCUUUAAUAUAGGCUUAUUCUAAUGCGGUAUUUUGAUAUUUGAAAUCACAAGUUUUUUAUUUGUUACUAUACUUAGUGUCCUUGAAUUCAUCAUUGCUAAGCUAGCAAACGGAACCAUGGACGCAGUUCUGGACUCAAUCUAUCCGCGAUUUGUGUCCCGUCUUGCCAUCCCUAAUUAUCCGUUUGCACCUCAUAUCCUAGGCCUACCGUCUAGGGGCUACCUGGAGAAUCCGUUUCACCAUUUGCAUCCGAACUCGCUAUCAUUGAGACAAAUCGAAGGAUUCCCAGGACUAAUGGCCAAAUCGGACAUCGCUAGCCCAACAACUUCGGAAGCCAGAAGUGAUGACGACUGCAGAUCUGAUAUUGACGAUAAAGAUGGAAAUGGCGGGAAAAGACGGCGCAGUCGAACUAACUUUACUGGCUGGCAGCUAGAAGAACUUGAGCGGGCCUUCACGGAGAGCCACUAUCCGGACGUGUUCACGCGUGAAGCCCUCGCCAUGAGACUUGAUCUCGUAGAGUCCCGCGUACAAGUUUGGUUUCAAAAUCGCAGAGCAAAGUGGAGGAAAAAGGAAAACACAAAAAAGGGCCCAGGUAGGCCAGCUCACAAUGCACAUCCUACGACAUGUAGUGGUGAUCCAAUCCCGCCCGAAGAACUAAAACACCGCGAGCAACAGAAACUGGAAAAGAAACGUCAGAAGCAAGAAGAACGUGCGCGAAAAGCAUCUCUUAGACAAAAUCUGAAGAAAGGCUUGAAACUAGUAGGAACGGAUGUUCAUGACGCCCCGUCGGAAGCCUCGAACGAUACGGAACGUUCAAAUGCAUAUGAAAACGCAAAUAUGACGUCGCCGAUACCGGUAGUAAAUUGUCAAGAAGGAGAACCCCUUGAACAGAAGUCGUCCAAAUUAGAAGAAACAAAACAAAUUGAGAACAAUGAGUCAGAGUUAAGGAGGUCGCCAACAUUGAAGAGCGCACGCCCGAGUCUACUAUCGCCGACGGGCAGAGUUGACCAGCGACACGAAAAACGAAAACUCUUUAGCAUCGAUAGAAUACUAGCAACGAAUCAUGGCGACAAAUUGCCUCCUACGAGUGGAGCCCCUAAGUUUAGGCCGAAUUUGUUUUUCCCAGUGCCUGCGUCCCUGCUUCACGGGUACGCAUGCAACCCUGGACUCUUGCCCUAUGAGGGACUUCUUCAGACCUCGACGUUUCUGAACUCUUUACCUCUUCCUUUCGGGGAGAACCGGAAGACAAUGAGUGUAGAGGUGCUAAGAAGGAAAGCAGAACAACACAGGGCAGCUAUUGCCAAUCAUAAAAUGGAAUCCGAUUGAAUGUCACGUUGGUUUGGAACAAUGAGACAUCAUCAAAACAAACGUGUUCAUUUAUAAACAAAAAUCGACCGUCGGGACAGAAAGAGCUAUUAUUAUGAUUAUCAAAAUCAUCAACAUAAAAACAUGAGUUUUUAAGAACCAAGUGACGACUUCCGUGUGAAAGGUUACAAUUCUGAAGGAUGUAGAUUGUAGAUGUAUGCGGAAUAUAUUGUAAUAAGGUUUAUGUUGUAUUUUAUUUGUAUAUUUUAUUAGUUGUUGAUAUUGAUGUUUAUUUAAUUAUCUUGUAAUUAUACUGUACAAUCUCAUUCCAGCUUUGUUUCACUGAUACGUUUUAUAUAUCAGAAAAUAUAAAUAGAUAAACUUUCAGUAACUAUAGAAUUCGUAUUGGCAUAAUAAUAUCAUACUUCGGAUAUAGCCCACAAAUACAUUUUUUGUCGCUGUUCUAUAUUUUAUUUUCCCACCCUUUAAUAAGUGUUUAUUCUUAUAUUGAAGAAAAAAAUAUCAACUGUAUGUAUACAGAUAGAGAAUAACUUAUGUUGCAAUAUAUGCUUAUCAUUAAAUUAUGGUAGAAGAUUUGUUAUUAUAUUUAUAAUGUUACAGAAUGUACGUGUGAUAUGUUUAAUAAUGUAAACAAUAAUGAAAACCUGGAUAUUCAAACUAAAUCUGCUACGAGGGUAUUUAUUAAACUACAGGUCACCUUCCGAUUAAAGACCACAUUUUGGACCGGAGUUCCCAUGGCCUUUAACAGCCUUGGUCUCUAUUUAGAAUAAUAAAGAUAAAAUACAUUUCUUAAUUUGGGACCACCGGAAAGUGGUCUCUUUAAAUGGAGGUGGUCUUUAAUUAGAGAGAGAGACCUGUUUUUUAAAACGUUAACGUCCUUUAAAAAAACUUAAUAUAAUAGGCAUACUUUCCAGAAAAAAAAAGAUGUAUUUAUUUCAAUUUGAUAGUUUAUUUUCUUUAAGAGAGCUUGAUUGUCUUAUUACGUCAAUAUAUUUGUUUGUCGUCAAAGAACGUGUUAUAUAAUAACAAAAUCAUUUCCAAAUCAAAUAUAAUUUUACGCAUGCACAGAACUUCGCAUGGAAAUUAACUAGUUGCAGGGAUUUGCUAUGUAAAGUUAAGCCAAUCAUUUGGUUCGUACGUUACUUGUCUGGAGUAGAAAUUAGCCAAUCGCUUGGACUGUACGUGCCAGUAAAUCUGAAUCUGAUUGUUUGAAGAACCUAGUUAGCAAUCAAUCGGUAGCCAAGACAAGACAUACAGUCACAGCGUAUACUAAUGUAGGAUUCGUUUAUUAUAAAAUCUUGUUUUCAAUCACAUUUUCCUGAAACUAGAUCUUGCUUUAGAUAUGAUUGAGCAAAAUAUUAUCUGCAUUUUUUGGAUUUAAUAUAUUAACUUAUUUCUAUUAAACUCGUUUCAAAGUUAAUUCCAUAAAUUAAAAUGUAUAAUUUUGAUGUAAACAAUCAAUUUAUAUUAAAACGUGUAAAGACUGGAUAUUAAUCGCUGGUAUUACAACAUAAUUGUAUUUGAAUUUGUAAAUAAUGUUAAGUAAUUUAAGUGAUAUUAAAUGUUGUGUUUCGAAUUUAAAUAAAAAACAUUUCAAAUGAA